Messenger RNA from Lycium barbarum (goji berry), 840 nucleotides. RefSeq lists its product as uncharacterized. Lineage: Eukaryota; Viridiplantae; Streptophyta; Magnoliopsida; Solanales; Solanaceae. Gene Ontology annotation, molecular function: zinc ion binding; nucleic acid binding. Bases 1 to 840 code for a protein of 279 amino acids. The record is from RefSeq and is a predicted model, not a curated record. The transcript has 2 exons.
AUGACUGCACAAACAUCAGAAACCACAAGGAUUACCACAACUGAAAAGGGAAUCACCUAUGAUGUCAGUCACCCUUAUCACCUUAACAGUUCUGAUAAUCCAGGAAUGACUCUAGUCAAUACCAACUUUGAUGGAAGAGGUUAUUCUAGGUGGAGGAUAUCCAUUCUCCUUUCAUUGUCAGCCAGGAGAAAACUUGGUUUCAUCAAUGGAGCCUGUAAGGUUCCAGAUCUGAGCUCAGCUGAAUAUGAGCAAUGGUCUUGUAUCAAUGACAUGGUGAUAACUUGGAUCUCAAAUGCACUGUCCAAAGAUAUUGCUGAUAGUGUUAUUCACUCAAAACUGUCCAAAGAUAUUGUUGAUAGUGUUAUUCACUCAAAAACAGCAAAGGAUCUUUGGGACAGUAUUGAACACAGAUUUGCUCAUUCAUGGUCACAGGACAAAGCAAGUAGUGUAGUGAUCAACUAUUUUCUGAUUUUACAGCAUUCAUGGCAAAAGGUCAAGAUAGACAACCACGAAGGUUCAGGAAUCAAUCAUUCAAAGGGGGAAACACCUCAAAAAUUCAAUAAUCCUAAUCAAAGAGGAAUGAAAACACAGCAGAGGUAUAAACCUAAGAAGAUGUAUGACCUAAAUGUAAGUUGUACCUUUUGUGGGAAGAUAGGACAUGUUCAUGAUGACUGCUACAGGUUGCAUGGUUACCCAAAGGAUUUUGAAUUUACUAAAGUGUAUCAGGUACCAGUGAAGGCCAAUGCAGGGUUGAAUCGUGAAGAUGAAGGGAUGUCCGGGAACAAUAGUGAAAUCAACAUGAACCUUGCACAACAAUACACUAAGGAACAAACAAGCUAA